UCCUUUGAAACUUGCCAUAAGGUUUGGAGCCAACCAAGGUAUAGAGCAGAUAAAAUGGCACUCGCAAUCUGGGCUUCUUCUACAGCCAAUGCACUGAAAAUCUCUUGUGCCUCCAAAUCUCACUUAGCUCCUGCAUACUCCCUCUCUCGAUGCUUCUCUACAGUUUUGAAUGGGUUGAAGUAUGCUGCUUCACAUGAAUGGGUGAAGCAUGAAGGUUCAGUGGCCACAAUUGGCAUCAGUGACCAUGCUCAGGACCAUCUGGGAGAAGUGGUGUUUGUGGAGCUGCCAGAAACUGGGGGUUCAGUCGUCCAAGGAACCAGCUUUGGAGCAGUUGAGAGUGUGAAAGCAACUAGUGAUGUAUACUCCCCAAUCUCUGGAGAAGUCAUUGAGGUCAACACAAAGCUUACUGAAUCACCCGGCACGAUCAAUUCAAGCCCAUAUGAAGAAGGAUGGAUGAUCAAGGUGAAGCCUAGCAAACCAGCAGAAUUAGAAUCGUUGAUGGGUCCGACGGAAUACACGAAAUUCUGCGAGGAAGCAGAUGCAGCACAUUAGAACCAAUUCAUAUCUGUGUUGCACUACUGAAUUAACAUUUGGUUAUAAGUACUUCCCUUGUGCAUUUUUCAGUUGUUACAGAAGUUACAGUUUCAGCUUUGUCCGUCCAGUUUGUUUCUUCAUAAUGGACCAUCUUCCAAAUCGAUUUUCGGAAAUGCAGAGCAAGUAUUGUUAAUCUC
Tripterygium wilfordii is the source of this 731-nucleotide messenger RNA. Its product is annotated as glycine cleavage system H protein 3, mitochondrial-like. Gene Ontology annotation, biological process: protein lipoylation; glycine decarboxylation via glycine cleavage system. NCBI's taxonomy places the organism in Eukaryota, Viridiplantae, Streptophyta, Magnoliopsida, Celastrales, Celastraceae. Gene Ontology annotation, cellular component: mitochondrion; glycine cleavage complex; cytoplasm. The transcript has 4 exons. The coding region runs from base 55 to 552 and encodes 165 amino acids. The record is from RefSeq and is a predicted model, not a curated record.